UGAGCGGUUUUUGUGUGUGCAGCAGCAGCAGCAGCGUGCGAACGGGGCCUCAAGACCGCGCUCUUGGCUGUAUGUGUUUGUGGUCGUUCUCGCUCUCGCACCCAAGGGGUACGCUGCCCGAUGCGUGUGUGUGGUUCUCGCUCUCCCUCUCCCUCUUGCUAUGUGUUGCUGCACGCUUUUAUGUGUUGCUGACACUGCUGUGUAUACUUCUCAUCCGUGUGCGCGCGCUCUCUCUCUCUCUCGCUCUCGCUCUCUUCGAGCGGUUGGGCGUUUUUCGAUCCGGGGGUUUUUCGGUGUUUUACGUACAGCCGUCACCACACAAAAUAACGACGUGUGGAUGAGAGCAGUAGUGUAACGGCAGGCCAGCGACACUCGGCACACGCGCGCGCUCCUCUCGGAACAAAAAGCGACAGAACGCGAAAACACAAAAAAACAACUAAAAAGAUACUAAGGGAAUUUCUAUCGCGGUGGUGUGUAUUGUGUGUGUACGGGCAAUACAAGGACAGCGUUGUGUUGUGGCCGUGUGGUGGUGUGCAUUUAGCAGGGUGGACGGUAGUGGAUUUAGCAGGAAAUUCCCGUUGUUUUGUUUGGAAAGAAAAUCUGGUCCCGGGAAAGUGUUUCAGUUUCGUGACAGUUGUGUGAGGCAAACAACAACAGCAGCAGCGACUGCGGGCGAGCUUUAAAAAACCCAUUGUUGGGGGUCGCUUUUGUGCAAACUGGCCUCUCCGCUCUGUGUGCGUUCGUGGAAAAGGCAAAAGCUCAGCAAUAGAUAGCCCCCCUUCCCCGCCUGUGUGUGCGAUAUUCCAGCAAAUCCCGUCAAGUGUGUGUGUGCGCACAGUUGCGAAUCAAAAGGCUUGUGUGUGCGUGUGUGCGCUCGCACGAGAGCAACGGCGGAGUGUGCGUGGUGUGUGGAGGAAGCAGGCAUUUGCGAUACACACACAGAGUGUAGUGUGUUGGUGUCGGCUAGAAGCACAACAAGCAGAGCAAGAAGAAAACAACCUUGGUGUGGGCUGCGGUGUGGUUGGUGGUACACGCCCGUCCCUCUGUGUGUGAGGCUCCCGUCCCCCGCUCUGCCGCUCGGUGUCCACACUCCGGUGGAAUGUUGAUUUGCGGCAGUGUGCGUGCACGUUUCUAAUACGGCUAUAGAAGCAAUUGGUGGUUGUGUGCGUGCGCGCGUGUCUGUUGGCAGUGGAAAGUACCGAAAGAAUCAAAGUACACACAGCAGAUUUUGACAGCUGAAAGGCACGCGUGACAUCUCCUCGGAGUUCCUGCGAGUGUGUGUUACUGUGCGUGUGUGUGUGUUGUGUUGGAUGGAAAGGUUGACAAAACGACAGUUGUGCUGAAAGAAAGGAGGGAACCUUCCUGUUGGAAACAUCCAAAGUUCCUCACCGUGAAAGUGUCUGUGCGUGUGUGUUUGUGUGUGCUGUAAAGCUAUCGUAGUAGUGGUAGAAACCGUGAUUAUGAUUACGUGAAAAUCGCCCCCACCCCUCCUCGUGUGCGUGUGAGAAAGCAAAACAGCCCCCCCUAAAAAAAACCUCCCACACCAGACAAGACCAGGUCUUGAGUGUUCCCCCCACCUGUGUUUUUAGAGUGCUCUCUCCCUCCGAUUCCGUGUAAAAGCGCUUCCGGUGGUGGUGGUGGAAGAAAUGUCAUCCGCGGCACCGGUCACGGUGAAACAGGAGCGGCACGAUGACGCCGAAAUCAACGAGAUGGCGGCAAAGAUAGUGGAGGCACACAAGCAACAGUCGGCGAAGGCGGCGGCGGCCGCCGUCCAGCAGCAACAGGUGCCGGCCCGACCGGCCGCGGUGGCGGCCACCGUCACCGCCAACGGUGUCACGAACGGCCAGACGAACAUACUGAACUACUUGACGCGCAAACCGACCGCCACAGCCGGCAACGUGAUGGCGGCGGCGUCGGCGGCUACCACCGUUGCCGUCCCGCUCGGCAGUGGCCAAAGUGUCACGUCGAACGGCAGCGGCAAAGCGUACGACGGUGGCGGAUCCUCGGACCAGAACGGCGCCGAGAAGAAGGCCAACGACGAGGAAAGCCAGAAGGGACACUUCGGGUGGGAGGUGUUCCCGGCCAAGGUGCACAUCCCGUUCAUCCUGCGGCAGCAGGAGCGCUACUGCGCGGUGCGGAUGGUCGAGAUGAAGCUGCUGAACAAGUAUCUGAACUACCUGCACCAGGACAUCUACACGUGCACGUGCGUGCGGUCGUACUACAUCACCGAGGCGGAGUGUAAGCUGCUGAACGAGAUCAACCAGAAGCACUGCGACAUGCACUUCGGGCGGGAGCUGUUCACGCUCAAGGAUCUGGUGGUGCGCGUGUCCGACGCGUACAAGUUCUACCAGUUUCUGGAGGUGUGCUACAAGAAGCUGCUGAUGGGGUGCAGCACACCGAACGACAAGUGCGGGUUCAUCCGCAUCAACAAGGAGUCGGUGGUGCCGUACACGGUGCGCGACUACCAGAAGAUGGUGCCGCUGUUCUACUUCGAGGGCGAGACAGACAACCUGAAGCUGAAGGCGGACAACCUGUCCGGGUGGGAUCUGUCGUACCUGAAGUUUUGCUGCAAGGUGCAGGGCAUCCGGAACGAGCUGUUCGCGAGCGACUCGGUCGCGGUCAUCAGCCUGACCGACAUCAAGGGAUACUUCCCGCCCGGCACCGAGUUCGAGGACUACUGGCCGAGCAAGGUGGUCGACUCGCAGCUGCUUUCGGGGCCGAAAACGAACACCAUCCACUGGACGCGGCAGCCGGCCCAGCCGCCGCCGAAGGCGCCCACCAUCAUGGCGAACGCGACCGCCCGGAAGGCGCCCACCAACAACGUCUACCAGACGCUGCAGACCCAGCAGAACCUUGCCAAAUCGAACAACCAAAUGACCAGUAUUACUGCCGCUGUACAGGCUCUUACUAACAACUGGAACAACAUGGUCUCCUCGAACCAUCCGAAUCUGCUCGCCCAGCAGGAGCAGCUGCUACGACUUAGCCAAGCCCAACAGGCGGCCCAAGCACAGGCCCAGAUACGCAACAUGCAGAACAUGCACACGAUGCAGCAGUACAACUCUUACCUGAACAGCGCUAUGUCGCUGACGUCCCGUACGUCGCAGAAUCAGGCGGUACCGCCACCGCUAGUACGAUCGGCACAGGUUCAAGCGCAUCUGUCGAGUGGUGGCGGUGGCGCAUCCUCCUCAGUCCUUCGCUCGGGCACCUCCUCGGGUACCGCCGGCAGUGGCAAUACCUUACCGAACCUAAACCCCGCUCUGUCCAUAUUCGCAACCACCAGUAGCCCAAACGGUACCGUCAACCUGUCCCGGCUGAAUCAGCAACAGAUCAGCGAGCUCACGAUGGCCAGCACCGGUGGAGCGGGCAUGGUGGCGUCCAGUGGCGGCAGCAACCGUAACGCCUCCGCCGCCGCCGGCAAGUCGAGCCGUAGUAGCGCCAAUAGUAGCUCUAGUGCCGCUGCUGCUGCCGCUGCUGCCGCUGCCAUUGCUUCCUUUACUGCGGCCAUGAACUCUGGUGGUCGAACGGCGGGAAGCAGUGGUAGUGUCAGCAACAGCAGUAGCAACAGUCUGGAUGGAUUUUCGCUUGGACGGAAUGUAACGAUCACACCGGCCGGGAAGAGAGGUGCAAGCACGCUCGACGAGCUCACGGUGGCCGGGCUGGGGAGCUACGGUGCGAACGGCAGCCGGCAACCGGUAGCGUACCCUAAGAAUCCGAUCUCCAUCACCGCGGUGCCGGUUGGUUCGCCGACGCGUGCCUCACCGAAGGGCGGUCAGGCAAGGCAACCGCCGCCGGCCCUAAUACCGGUCGGUGGCGGCGGCGUCAAUAACGAGCUGAUGGAUAGUCUCGUAGCGAAUGGCGUCGAUCUGUUGGCUCAUUUGCGGAUGAGCAAGGAUAUUGAGAUCAUUAACGAGCGCCUGUUGGAGGCGAGCAAUAGCGGCGGCGGCGGCGGCAGCGGCAAACAGUUACCAUCGUACCGGGAAAGCACAAACACCAACACGGGCAGCCCUAGCGUUAUAGUGCACGAUAAGAGUAGAGCGAGCGGCAAUAGUAGUAGUAGUAAUAGUAGUAGCAGUAGGCACGAUUACACAAGAAAUCAGAGCGUGAUCACUAGUGCGGGCGGCGGCAAUGGUGGCGUGGCCAGUGACGGAAGAACACACUAUCUGAACGCGCUGAUCGCAGCAGGACUGUCGGAUGUAAUCGAUCUAUCUUCUACCCAAAGGUCCACGAUGGGAGGCACCACGCUGCCGCAGCAUCUGGCGGCCGCCCAGCAGGCGGCGGCCGCCGCCGUUGCCCAGCAGCAGCAGCAGCAGCAACAGUCACAGUCUAGUCGGCGGGCGGCGUCCGCAUCGGCCGGCCUGUCAUCCGGUGGCCGGGCGAUCUCCAACAGCAGCUCGUCCGGCGGCGGUUCCGGAAGUGGCAACAGUGGCAACGGUGCGAGCGGAGGAGCGAACAGCUACCGCAACGCCAGCGUAGCCGCUCUGCAGCAGCAGCUUCAGCAGCAGCAGGCCCAAGCCCAGCAGCAGCAGGUACAGCACCAGCAGCACGCGGCGGCCACGGCGGCUGCGGCGGCGGCAAUCAAUAGCCUGACGGAAACGCGGCACGGUAACAUGAUCGUGCUGCCCGAGAUGAACAUGGGCGUGACGCAGUACAAGCCGUACGAGGUGGUGAAGAAACCGGUCGAGAAUAAGAUCAUCUACUGCGUGAACAAGACGCCGUACCGGAACACCGAGUAUCUGAUGACGAUCUUCGACCUGAAGGACGUGUUCUUCCCGUACAUCAGCCUGGAGGUGUGCCGGCGGGUGCUGAACGCGCUCGACAUCAAUCUGUUCAUCGGCAAUAGAUGAUACAGUGAAAUCUCUCUAAGGUAAAUAUUCGAAGGGACCGUAAGCUUAGAGAGGUUUUCAUGUUGAGGAAUGGCUAUGAAUGUGUUGCUAUGAAGUAUCCAAGAAACCAUGGGAAAAACUUGGCAUCCUUGGACCAAUAUUUUUGUGACCUGUCAUCGACAUCUUCCGCUGAGAUAAUUUGGGCUGCUGAAGUUUAAAGAAUAUUCGCCUUAGGCAGACAUUCAUCUUGAAAAGAGAUAAAAGGGAUGGAAUAUGACCUGACCAAAAUAUCGGAAUGUUAAUCUUGAAGAAGCAAUUCAUCUUGAAGAGACUAGAAAGAUUUCACUGUAGUUGCAAUGGGAAACUGCGAAUUUAACCGAAUUAUGGACAUUGCAGAUUCGUGAAAAUUUACAAAAUUUUACUUGAUUUUUACUUGAUAUUUAUUAAGUUUUUGAUUCGAUUUCCCAAACAUGAAUUCAGGUGUCGAAAAUCAUGUUAACAUGUUCACAUUCGAAAGUGAGGCGGAAACCCUGUAAUACUGUUUACGUUGGCAAAAUUACUCGCUAAACCCUGUGUAGUUUUGACAUUGGGAAACGACUGAGUAAACCCUGUAAUACUCUUCAAUACUGUGCAAUA
This is a messenger RNA of Anopheles merus, 5459 nucleotides long. Its product is annotated as autotransporter adhesin BpaC. The transcript has 5 exons. The record is from RefSeq and is a predicted model, not a curated record. Gene Ontology annotation, molecular function: DNA-binding transcription factor activity. Bases 1647 to 4844 code for a protein of 1065 amino acids. Lineage: Eukaryota; Metazoa; Arthropoda; Insecta; Diptera; Culicidae.